This is a messenger RNA of Pipistrellus nathusii (Nathusius's pipistrelle), 732 nucleotides long. NCBI's taxonomy places the organism in Eukaryota, Metazoa, Chordata, Mammalia, Chiroptera, Vespertilionidae. The record is from the annotation of a GenBank genome assembly.
AUGGCGCCCACGAGGCCGGCGCCGGGGCGGCGGACGGCGAGUUGGGGGACGCCGGGCGGAGGGUUUUCUCCGCUCGGAUUCAAGAAUAAGAAUGCGAAACAGAGGACGUGGCGACCGAACCACGCGCAGGCCUUCGCGGGGAGCGUUCGCGAGGGACAAGGCUUUGCAUUUCGAAGAAAAUUGAAGAUUCAGAAAAAUUACAAGAAAUUGCUAUGGCGGAAAAACAAGGCUCAAACCUCACAGGAAUCCCAAUUCAGAGAUCGAUACCCCGAUCACCUGAAGCAUCUUUAUUUGGCCGAAGAGGAAAGGCUGAGGGAGCAGCGGAGGAAAGCUCAGCAGCCUUUGUCAGAAGAACAGGUGAAUCAGGCUUUGCCCACAGAACCAUGUGACACUGACCAGGCUUUGUCUGAAGAGCAUUGCAGCGUUGACCAGCCUCAGCCAGGAGAACAAUGUCAAGAAGAAAGGGUAAACUUCAUUACUAUUCCAAAGAAAAAUAAAAAGAAAACAUCAAAUCAAAAAGCACAAGAAGAAUAUGAACGGGUACAAGCUAAGCGUGCUGCUAAGAAACAAGAAUUUGAGAGGAGAAAGCAAGAGAGAGAAGAAGCGCAAAGACUCUACAAAAAGAAGAAAAUGGAAAUGUUUAAAAUAUUGAGCAAAAAGACUAAAAAGGGCCAACCAAACUUAAAUUUACAGAUGGAGUAUCUUCUAAAAAAAAUACAAGAAAAUAAUUAA